Lonchura striata (white-rumped munia) is the source of this 528-nucleotide messenger RNA. The record is from RefSeq and is a predicted model, not a curated record. NCBI's taxonomy places the organism in Eukaryota, Metazoa, Chordata, Aves, Passeriformes, Estrildidae.
UCCCCGCAGGUGGGCAGCUGGGAGCAGCGGGUGCUGCGGCUCAAGUACCCGGUGUGGUCGCGCUACGGGCGGUUCCUGCAGCCGGUGGAGGACGGGCGGCACCUGACGGUGGCCACGCUGGAGGAGCGUCCCUUCGUCAUCGUGGAGAACAUCGACCCCGCCACCGGCACCUGCAUCCGCGACUCCGUGCCCUGCCGGCGCCAGCUCAACCGCACCGCCAGCCCCCCGCCCUUCGAGAAGAAGUGCUGCAAAGGUUUCUGCAUCGACAUCCUGAAGCGGCUGGCGCGGGCCCUGGGCUUCACCUACGACCUCUACCUGGUCACCAACGGCAAGCACGGCAAGAAGAUCGACGGCGUCUGGAACGGCAUGGUGGGCGAGGUGUUUUACCGCCGCGCCGACAUGGCCAUCGGCUCGCUGACCAUCAACGAGGAGCGCUCCGAGAUCAUCGACUUCUCCGUGCCCUUCGUGGAGACCGGCAUCAGCGUGAUGGUGUCCCGCAGCAACGGCACCGUGUCCCCCUCCGCCUUC